AUGGACUUGAUCAAGAAAGAAGUGAUGGAGAUCGUUGCCCUCAAAGAUCAUACACAAGUCUCUGGUGGUUCCUCAACAUCUUCUUUCUCUAGGCCGAACAGUACAACCAUGGUGGGCAUUGAUGAUGUCAAGAUUCAACUCAUGGAGAAGCUCAUUUACGGACAAUCCGGUCGCCAAGUCAUCCUGAUCGUAGGAAUGGGAGGAAUUGGUAAGACUACUCUUGCCACAAAUGUUUAUGCACAUCCAUCUAUAUGUGACCAUUUUGAUAUAUGCACUUGGUUUACCAUUUCUCAACAAUUUAACUUAAAAGAACUUCUUGGUGAAAUUCUUUCUCAGGCUAAUAAACAAAGAUUGAAUGAAAUGAGAGAAGAUGAAAUAGGACUAUCACGCCACAAAUGUUUAUUAUAUAGAAGGUAUCUAAUUGUGUUGGGUGAUAUGUGGAGUAUUGAGGCAUGGGAGAAGAAACAACGCUAUUUACCUAACAACAGUAAUGGUAGUUGGAUAAUGGUGACAAUGAGGCUAUCGAAUUUGGGAUCUCGAUUGGAUAACAAUCAUAGCCUUGAAAUGGAAUUUAUGAAUGAAGAAAGUAGUUGGAAUAUGUUUAACAAAAUUGUGUUUGUGGGGAAAAGUUGUCCUUUAGAAUUGGAGAAAAUUGGAAAGAAGAUUGUCGAGAGUUGCAGAGGACUUCCAUUAUCAAUAGUUGUGAUGGGAGGCCUUCUUGAAAAAUUGGAACUAUCCACGGAAUGUUGGGAAUCUAUUAGGGGAAGCAUAAAUUCACUAGUGAAUUUAGAAAAUGAUAAGCAUUGCUUAAAAAUACUGAAGUUGAACUACAACCAUUUGCCAAUUUAUCUUAAGCCGUGCUUUGUAAAUAUGGGAAUGUUUGAGGAGGAUAGUAAAAUUCGAGUCUCAACACUCAUCAAGCUAUGGGUUUCUGAAGGAUUUGUAAAACCAGUAAAUGGAAAAAGUUUGGAAACAAAUAGUUAA
Molecule: messenger RNA, 984 nt
Organism: Salvia hispanica
Lineage: Eukaryota; Viridiplantae; Streptophyta; Magnoliopsida; Lamiales; Lamiaceae
Product: putative late blight resistance protein homolog R1B-12
Biological process (GO): defense response to other organism
Molecular function (GO): ADP binding
Source: RefSeq, a predicted model, not a curated record